AUCUCCGUUUCAGGGGGUGAGCGCCCUGACCAACAUCCACAGCUUGUCGCACCACAACCCGCAGCAGUCCCAGAACCUCAUCAUGACGCCGCUCUCGGGAGUCAUGGCCAUCGCACAGAGUCUGAACACCUCGCAGGCGCAGAGCGUACCUGUUAUCAACAGCGUUGCCGGCAGCUUGACCGUCACUCAGCUGCAGAACUCGCACAUGUAUGCACACAAGCAGGAGCCUCCCCAGUAUUCCCACACCUCCCGCUUCCCCUCGGCGAUGGUGGUGACGGACACCAGCAGCAUCAGCACGCUGACCAAUAUGUCUUCCAGUAAGCAGUGUCCCCUGCAAGCCUGGUGA
Messenger RNA from Cariama cristata (Red-legged seriema), 346 nucleotides. Its product is annotated as hepatocyte nuclear factor 1-beta-like. NCBI's taxonomy places the organism in Eukaryota, Metazoa, Chordata, Aves, Cariamiformes, Cariamidae. The transcript has 5 exons. Gene Ontology annotation, biological process: pancreas development; positive regulation of DNA-templated transcription; insulin secretion. The record is from RefSeq and is a predicted model, not a curated record. The annotation marks the transcript as partial. Gene Ontology annotation, cellular component: nucleus. Gene Ontology annotation, molecular function: DNA-binding transcription factor activity, RNA polymerase II-specific; RNA polymerase II cis-regulatory region sequence-specific DNA binding.